UUUUGGGUUUCCUUAGAUAGAAACUUCUCAGUCAAUUUGAAUAAUAAACUGAACCUGAACUAUACAUUGGAUCGACUUAACUUUUUUUCCCCUUUGUUUAUAAAGAAGAGAUGAUGUGUUGUGAACUGUAUUGUAGUGUGACACAAAUUCAGUUUUGUUUUCAGACCCCUGACCCUGAAAACAACAAAGCUUCUUUCAUCCAUCCAGAAAUGUUGCUCCAUUUUUCUUUAGGUCAGUGGAUUGGCUCUUCAGUUAACUGCAACCUCUUCAGCACCUGUUGUUUUCUUCUACAGUGUCUUGUAAUUGAACUGUGUUGUUUAAAUAAAAGUUUAAAGCACAGGCAUGUUGCAGUUACACAGCUGUUGGACAAAUAUCAUAGUGAUUUAUCUUAAUGUCCAUCAUGUUUUAGCUUGAGUUUAGCCUCUGGCUUGUAUUUUAAACUCAACACAAACCUUCAUGGAGGGCUGGCUGUAUAGUUAAUGAAUAAUCAAACAUGGUACUGUUCAAAAGGGACAUUAAUAAAAAAUGAGUUGGAGGCUUUGCCAAAACACAAGCUUUUGUUCUGACUGGAAGUGGACAUCUUUCCAAUCCUGGAACCAAGUAUUUCCUUAUCCAAGAGUAAUCUGCCUUUGGUCUCUUCCCCCCCCCCCUCCCAGUCUGAACAGCCAGUAAACAGUGUGUGAUUGUUUGGGGCCAGUCUCCCAGAUUUACAGGGCCCUUGCAUUAACAGUACUAUCGUUAAUGUCCAUGCUAUCGUCAGUCUGAGGACAGUCCUGCAGCCUGUGAGUCCAGUAUAGGAGGGGAUCAGGUCCUGCAUGUGCGUGCAUGUGUGGGUGUGUGCGUAUGGGGGUGUGUGUGAGUGUAUGUGAGAGAGAGAGAAUGAGCUUGUGCUCACAGUAGUGGGUGAAGGCUGUGUCACAGAGGGCCACUGUGUCCCCGGGCAACAUGAAUAUGGGCCAGUGUGUGUGCGGCCCAGAGGAGGGGAGUAGUAGCCUGUCCACACACUCCACCUCCAGGCAUGUCAGACAUUAUUGACUCAUCCACACACUCCGUACAGACAUGGCUGCUCCAUUUGUGCAUGUAUGGACCUGUUUGAUAAAUGUGCCCUCCUUUCUCUUCUUCCUCAGGGCUGUGGGAAAGACCUGUCUGCUGAUCAGCUACACCACCAAUGCCUUUCCUGGUGAAUACAUCCCCACUGUCUUUGACAACUACUCUGCCAAUGUAAUGGUGGAUGGGAAGCCAGUGAACCUGGGCCUCUGGGACACGGCAGGACAGGAGGACUAUGAUAGAUUAAGACCAUUGUCUUACCCACAGACGGAUGUGUUCUUGAUAUGCUUCUCCCUGGUCAGUCCGGCCUCCUUUGAGAACGUCCGAGCUAAGUGGUACCCAGAGGUGAGACACCACUGCCCCAACACACCCAUCAUCUUGGUGGGGACGAAGUUGGACCUUCGAGAUGACAAGGACACCAUCGAAAGGCUGCGGGACAAGAAGCUGUCUCCCAUUACCUAUCCUCAGGGUCUGGCUAUGGCAAGGGAGAUCGGGGCUGUGAAGUACUUGGAGUGCUCCGCACUGACCCAGCGAGGCCUGAAGACAGUAUUUGACGAGGCCAUCCGAGCCGUGCUCUGCCCCCCACCGGUGAAGAAGAGAGGGAAGAGAUGCACCAUGUUCUGAGGAAGAGGCACUGCUACAACACCACAUCAUCAUGAACAACACACACACUUUCUUUGAGAGAAUGAGAGCUAAAACUGGUGAGAGUGAGUGUGCAGUUCAGUGAUUGUUUUCUGUAGUCUUUUUUUUCUUUUUCAGAACUACAGUAUAUUGGUUAGACGACCAACAUUCUUUUUUUUUUUUUACCAUUCCUGAAUAAGAUGGUAGGUUCCCUGUGAAUGGCACUGACUGUCCGUCUCCGUUGUACUGUUGCCAGGAGGACUGCAGCUUUCCACAACCGUCUUUCUACUGCUCUCUUCUCUCUCAGACAUGCUUGCUUAAAUUAACACAGUGGUAAUUACACAGAACGUCAGGUGUUGAUAGGUUUAGGGUUGAAGUUCCUCUCAGCUCCCUGUCUAAGAUCAGCUCAUUCAGCCCUGAAAACCUUCUGGCUGCUAAUGCUGCAUUCCAUUUACCUGGGAAGUCAGAACUCAGGGCUGGGUUUGACGUCAGACUUGGCGUUUAAGUUAGAAAGUCGGGAUUUGAACAUGGCAAGCUCAUAAACCUUGUUCACAGUAUCUCUUACAAACAUAGUUUUAAGCUUUACUGUUCAUAAGGAAACACCAUUUUUAAUUUGUUCGGUUUAGAGUUACAGGCACUACAUGUAAUAUUGAUUUUUUUCUUACAUGUGUGUCUUGCAAAAUAAACAUUUUUCCACCACAGCUUACUACUGUUGAUUCAAGGAGUGGCCAUACUGAAGCGCGAAAGUCGGAGUUGCUCCACUUUCUAGUUGGGAAAUCUGACUUCGGACGGCGUUCAAGUUGAAUUUUCCGACCAGGAAAUCGGAAUUUCCCAGUUCCGAGUACAACUGGAAUGCAGCAUAUCACAGCUAUCAUUUUGUGAGCUGCACUUUGAGAUAAUAAACAUGUCUAGCUGUGGAAAAACAUCCUGGUCAAACCACCUGAGAAUGGUAAGAAGUUGAUUACUGACCGCUGAGUUCAGAUCUGCAGCUCAGACUAAUGUGGUUUUUUAUGGUCAAAACAGAAAGCACAGCUUAUAUGUUAGGCCUAUACGAAGUAGGUAAAAUAUUUAACACAGCUGUAUCAUGUGAUCUGAGGCUUUUUUUAAAAGAUGCCCAUUGAUUAUAAUAAUUAAUCUCCAGCCUGUUUGUCAUUUUUUACAGAAAAGCUGCGAGCAGUCAGAGUAACACACUGUGGUUAUGCCAUCUGAUGGAUUAAGCUAUAAUUAUUUAUCCAUGAGAAUUUAGCUCAGCUGUAACUUCUCACCUGCCUUCCUUUAUUUACAUCUCUAUAGAAACAAUGUGUAGUCAUAAUUUCAUAGUAGCUUUUCCUUUUCAAAGGAAAUUCUUUAAACUUGAAACACUGAACUCGACUUCCUGGUUUCCUAGAAGCUGGGAUUUGGGCUGAGAGCUCAUCUGGUGCCAGUGAGGCUCAUCAAACCAGUGAUUCUGCUGUUCAUCACUCAGUUCUGGCAAGCAGCUGAUCUUAGACAAGAAUCAGUGGGAAACUUCAACUACAGUCAGGAAAUCAGAGCUGCUUUUGUAGGUUUGCUUUCAGAAAAUGAAAAGUCUCUAAUUUUUGUUGUAGUUUAAAUUUAACACAGAGAGACAAAAUGUCAGCGAAAGAUCCAGAAAACAAAAUGCAAUUUUGAUUCAAAUUUUCUUCAGAAGUAUUUGAUCAAAACCUGCUGUGAUGUUGGUGGAAGAGGCUGUUUGGAAGCACAGCGGCCUGACGGACCAUCAGCGGGUCAGACAGAUCUGAGUGAGGAGUGCUAGAAACCUUUCAGCACGGUGCUUCUGCAGAUCUGAGCUCUGGAAGCCAUUGCCAUGGUGAUGUGUUCUAGUCGAUGCUUACUGGUCGUGGUUCAGUUUUCAGGCCCUCACAUUCAUCCUGUACCUAGAGCUGAAUAUCGUCUGAUAGAACAUUCAAUAUCCAGAACCGCACAGCACUCUGGGAGAUGUAGGCAGGGGAAAGGCUUUAGCUGCUCAACCGCUCACAUUGGUGACAUCAACCAACUCACUUAGUCGUUGGUUACCAAGCAACAACCUGUUGAGUAACAUGCGUAGCAGCUGUUUCAGGUUUCGCCGCCGUUCCUCAUAACUGCUAAAAACUAAAAACAAUAACAUGGAGUGAAAACUGGAUAAAACAGGAAAUUCACGCCACCGGUUUGGUAGUACUUCAGAUAUUUAAAACAAAAAAACGCAUCAAUAAUUAUUGAUAUCCACUGAUAUGAAACUCUUACAUUGUGACAGGUUUUUUUGCCGUAUCGUUCGGCCCUACCAGCUCUCAGCAGGUUGAGUUGAUGCCAUAGAGCUUGGCUUUAGUCCCAAUAUCUCCUCACCAACUAACACCUGCAGAAUGAAGAACCUGGUCAUGUGCCUUCUCCAUGGGGAGCUGAACUUUGACCUUCACUUAGUCAGUGUAGUGAUUCCAUUCCCCUGUGGUCCAGAUGCUCCUGGCCUCUCGUUUGUCAUCCACCUGGAGGUGAGACCCUUCAUAGAGCAGCAGACUGAACACACUGCAUGGUCAUUAACUGGCGUUACCUAGCAACCAAACUUCAGACUGAAGUUCUUGUCCCCUGAUGUCCUCUCUGAGUAGGCUGCUGUCAGAAGCUGAUUCUGUAGACAAAAAACACCUGGAUAGUAUCUGUUAUUGAUGGAUUGAUUAACUGAUUGUAAUCUGUGUGCCUUGUGGUUGCCCAAACUCCAUUCGCUUUGCAGAAAUACUUCAGUGUUUCUGGGUCUAUUCUGUGUCUGAUUGUUAAAUGAAUCUACCACAACAUCACAAACCAUGUGAUCCUCAGUAAGAAGGUAAACCUACAGAAACAGCAGAGCUUUCUCUUAUUUCCUGCUCUGGAGCCGUGGACGUGUGUCAGACUAGCAUGCCAAACAUGGAGCUGUCCAACCUUGCUGCCUGAGAUCUGCCUUCAGAAAGGGAGGAGCUUGCAUGGUCUUAAUAUGCUCUGUCUUCAUGAUCCCACUGAUUAGAUCUACUCUCUGUUCACGUGUGUGCGUGUGAGUGAGUUUGUCACAGGCAUGUAAAUAGACGCUGGUAUUUGUGUGUGAACAGGCUCGUGUCGGUAGCAGUGACACGGUGUUGAUCGGGAUGGCGACUAAAGAUAACAUUGUUUUAAGCCAAGUUUUUUAGUGUCCAGUUUUUGGUACAAUUUCAUAUUGUAGUAAUACACAGGAGUUUUCGAAAAUUGUGUGGACAUUAAGGCAGAAAAAAAAGGGUUUUAAUGACAUCUAGUGAUGUACAGAAUGCGCAACGCAUUAGGAAUAUCUGUAUGUACCUAAAUAUGUACCUUCCUAAAAGUAAAACAGUUAACUUUAAAGAAAUUCUAGUUGCUCAUGUUGAAUUUACAAGUGUUGCUAACAGUGUAUAGGAUAAAGGGGCCAAUCUUUGUGCAGUUUGUCAUUGCAGCAAACAGUGCGGAUUGCACCUUUAUGAGCAGAUUUUUCUCUCUGGUUGCAGGGCUGUGUUGGGGGGUGGGUGCAGGGGGGCGGUCUCCGCCUGUCAUGCUGUGUGGUUGAAUCAUGUCAUGUGGUCCUGCCUAGCUAAGGUGUCGAUAUGUAGCUGAGAAACACAGCAAAAGAAAAAAAAAAACUGUAAUACUAUUAUUGCAUGGAAGUUUUCUGGUUGUUUGGCCCACUGUAAAUCUUCUGAGAGCUUGUACGAUGAAAUGCAUCGGCCAUGUACGUAUGUAAGAUGACUUGUAUACUUGUUUCAGCUGUUUGUCUUCUUUUUUAUUAAUUAAUUCACAUGUUGGUGUGGUUAAAAAAACUCAUUUUUGUAUACUAAAUACAAAUGUAUACGUAAAGAA
Xiphophorus hellerii (green swordtail) is the source of this 5490-nucleotide messenger RNA. RefSeq names its product Rac family small GTPase 3b (gene rac3b). Lineage: Eukaryota; Metazoa; Chordata; Actinopteri; Cyprinodontiformes; Poeciliidae. The record is from RefSeq and is a predicted model, not a curated record. Bases 1060 to 1671 code for a protein of 203 amino acids. Gene Ontology annotation, biological process: small GTPase-mediated signal transduction. The transcript has 6 exons. Gene Ontology annotation, molecular function: GTPase activity; GTP binding.